UGUGUGAAGGAGUGUGAUAUGAGUGUAAUUGUCAUGUAAGAUAUUCGAGAUUUAAAAUAGUGUUUUAUGUUUGAAUUUACCUGAAAACCUCAUUUUCGUGUUGUCUUGUGAUAACAGUUUGUCACUGGCAAUGGCUGCUGAUGAGCCACCAUAUUUAACAGUAGGCACUGAUGUUAGUGCUAAAUAUAAAGGAGCAUUCUGCGAAGCUAAAAUCAAGAAAGUAAAUCGGGUUGUAAAAUGCAAGGUAACCUUUAAAAAUAAUCUGGGUGCAUAUAUGAUUACUGAUGAUCAAAUAAAAGGGCCUUUGAGAAUUGGAGCUGAUAUUGAAGCAAAACAUCCUGAAAAGAAUCAAUUUUUUGAAGCUGUAAUUAAUAAAUUACAAGAUUAUAGCCAAUAUACUGUUGUGUUUGAUGAUGGAGACGAAACUACAUUGAGGCGAACAUCAUUAUGUUUAAAAAGUGGGAGACAUUUUGCAGAAAGUCCUACUUUAGAUCAGUUUCCACUUACAAAUCCAGAACAUUUUGGUACUCCUGUUAUUGGUGCUGGUAAAUAUAAACGGAAAAGGCGAUCUACUAUGAAUUCUUCUUUAGAUUAUGGCAGUAGUGAUGAAGAUUCACUUCCUAGAAAAUUGAAGGCUAUCCGAGGAAAAGAAAGAGAUCCAGAUUUGGGUAAAGUAGUUUGUGUUGAUUAUGGCGACAGACGGAAAAAAGACAGUUGGUAUCCUGGUCUGAUUGUACCACAUCCUGCACAGUCAAAUAUAAAAAUUUCAAAAGAAGAACAUCUAAUUCGAUCUUUCAAAGAUGGAAAAUAUUAUCAAGUUCCCAAAAAAGAUACUAGAGAAUUUAACAGAGAAAUUGCAAUGAAAGUAGACAAUAAUACUCUAAGAACAGCUGUAGAGAAAGCAGUAUUAUACCUGGAAAAAGAAGAAUUACCACCUCAUUGGGACAAAGCUCUUUUUCAAGGUUUAGACUUUCCUUCAGCAGAUGAAGAUAGUCAUGAUUCUGAUUCAGAUUCUUCUGAUGAUGAACCAAGUGAAGAAAAAGACAGAUUUGUUGCCCAGCUGUAUAAAUUUAUGGAUGAAAGAGGUACUCCCAUAAACAAGGCACCUACAGUUAGUAAUAGAGAUUUAAACUUGUAUAAGCUUUUUAAAAUAAUGCACAAACUAGGAGGUUACAAUAAGGUUACAAAUAAAAAUAAGUGGAAGGCCGUAUAUUCAAAAAUGAAUUUACCACAGUCAAAUUUGAAUGGUCCUAACCAAAUAAAAUUUGCUUAUAAAAGAAGAAAACACAGGAAGGAUAAACGUGAAAAUCCAGUGCGAGAAAAAAGAGAAGAUAGAUCUGUAAAAGAUAAAAGAGACUCAUCUAAGGAGCCAAAAGAGGAAAAAACACCAAAAGGAAAGAAAGAAGAUAUUAAAAGUCCUGAAGAGAAAUCUCCAUUGAAGAAAAAACUUGAAAGGCUUGCGAAAGAGAAAAAGGAAGAAAAGGUUGUAAGACCUAGAAGAGAAGAUAAAUCUCCAUCUGUAGAUGUUAGUAAAAAGCCAGUUGAAGACAUUGAAGCAAAGAUUAUGAAAGAAGAAAAAGUGCUGAGAGUUGAAAUAGAAAUAAAGAAAGAAGAUGCUGUGGUAAAAGAUAAACUGAAGCCAAAAUUAAGAGAAAAAAGGGAAGAUACUCCAUUGAGUGAAGAUGGUCAUGAAAUUGUUGAUCUAGAUGUAUGUGAAGAUAAAGAAAGUAUGUCUUUGGAUGGAUUUGAAAAAAGAGGUCCUGGACCAAGGCUCCGAGGCGAUGACACUGAUGAAUCUUUGAAUAAAGGUAAAAGAAGGUCAUUGAAAGAUGAUAGGGAUGAAAAAGAUUCAAUUAUUGGCUUAAGUGAUUCUGAUGAUGAGAGUUUUACCAAUGACUCUGAGAAAGCAUACAAUAAAGAUGUAAAACACAAUGAAAUAGAAGUUGGGGAUCGUGUGAAGGUAAAAUAUGGACGAGGGCGAAUGCAAAAGGUGUAUGAGGCAAAAGUUCUGAAAGUUGAAAUGGAUGGGCCUGACAAACGCUUUUAUGUUCAUUAUGCUGGUUGGAACAUGAGGUGCCUUUAUAUUUUGAAUUAAAUGCAUUUUAGAUUUCUUAUAGUGUUAUUCUUAAUAAGUAAAUGUUAAUAUUGGUUAAAUUAUCGCACAUAUCAUGCUAAGCUAUCCUUUCCUAAAACUAUUAUUUUAAAAUUUUGAUCUGUU
Molecule: messenger RNA, 2218 nt
Organism: Stegodyphus dumicola
Lineage: Eukaryota; Metazoa; Arthropoda; Arachnida; Araneae; Eresidae
Biological process (GO): regulation of transcription by RNA polymerase II
Cellular component (GO): nucleus
Molecular function (GO): transcription cis-regulatory region binding
Source: RefSeq, a predicted model, not a curated record